Eurytemora carolleeae is the source of this 1925-nucleotide messenger RNA. Its product is annotated as coronin-7-like. The record is from RefSeq and is a predicted model, not a curated record. NCBI's taxonomy places the organism in Eukaryota, Metazoa, Arthropoda, Copepoda, Calanoida, Temoridae. Gene Ontology annotation, molecular function: protein binding.
GGCACUGCUUUAAAACUGAAUUAUUUAGAGAAUAUCACGCGGACGUGUUUCCUGACACCCCUGGUACUGUUCCCGGAAUGGGGAUCCAAGACUGGAUUGAUGGAGCUUCAGUUCCUGUUCCUAAAAUAUCCCUUAAUCCCAGCACUAGGGAGGAAUCCCUGGCUAGCCACGGUCCUCCUGUCUCCGAUAUUCCUCGUCAUGUUACACCUCCGGCUCCGGUGAUUAUGGGACCUCCAAGCUCUAAUCUAGCUCCGCCUAGAAUAGUUCAACCCAACACUGCUGCUAGUCCUAAACCCUCCCCAAAACCGCGCUUGAUCCGUGGAGAUUCAUCAGAAUCUGAUGUCCCUAGGGCAGCUCCUCGGCCUUCCUCGACUAGUGGGUCUAGACCCAGCUCAGUGAACUCGACCUCUAGUCUGCAGGAUAAGUCGGAGGAUGUCACGGAUGAGGCUCCAGGAGGUUUCAAAAGAACUCCGAGUAUCAGGGAUAAGAUGAAAAUGUUUGAACGAGGAUCAGUGGACGCUAAACCAGAAUUUCGGCGGCCAUCCUUUAAUAAACCUAGUGCUAGGGGAGGUUUGAGCCCUACACCAAGGGGGGGGGGCGUUGAGCCACCACACCCAUUGGUUCAAUCAUUCCCCCUAAUUAUGUUAUUGUUUAGGUUUGGCCGGGUAACAAAGUUUAAACACAUGAAGGGAACUUCUCUCCACAAAUCAAAACAUUUCGAUAAUCUGAAAAAUCUAAGCAAGGGUGUCCCUGCUGAGUGUGAAUAUAUACAGGUGAACUCUGAACGGCUUGCUAUACCACUGGCUGGACCCGGGGGGAAAAUUGCAGUCUUAGAAACAUCAAGGCAUGUAAGAAGGGUGUCUUACUGUUUCCCUUUCAAUAACAGCAGACUUGCUGUCGUUACUGACGAGGGGGCUCUCAAUCUUUGGAUCAUACCCGAGGGAGGUCUUAGUUUUCAGGUGAACAAGCCGACCUUAACCAUCCCAGCGCACAGUGACAAGGUGUCCUUGGUCCGCUUCAACCCGGUCGCACAGGACGUCAUCGCCACAGCGGCUUUUGACUGGUUGGUCAAAAUCUGGAACCUCAAGACAGAACAGGAAAUGUUGGCUUUAACUGGACACACUGAUCAGAUAUAUUCAAUGGCCUGGUCUCAGUGUGGAAGGUUUCUUGGAACCGUGUGCAGGGAUGGUAGAGUUCGGAUAUAUGAUCCCAGGACUGGGAGCUCACCUGUCAGAUAUAUAUUUGUUCAUCAUUUUUUUUCUUAAUUUUUCCUGAUAGUUUGGGCUCUAGACGGAAGAUUUCUUAUUGUUUCCGGAUUCGGAAAGGUUUCCGAGCGGCAAAUCAUGAUCUACGAUACAAAGGAUUUGAACUGUAUUCACACAGAAACCUUGUCUGUAUCUCCGGGCAUACUAAUACCAUAUUACGACGAGGAUUCAUCUACACUCUUCCUGUCAGGUAAAGGAGAGGUAACCGUGAACGCUUAUGAAAUAGCUGAGGACUCUCCGCACAUGUUUCCGCUUUCACCGUACAAAGCACCCAACCCGUCCCAGGGAUACGGUUUCCUUCCACAUAAGAAUAUAUUGGAUGUUAAGGGUGUUGAGUUCGCACGGGCAUACAGAUUGACCAAUACAACCAUAGAACCUAUUUCUUUCACUGUACCAAGGGUCAAAUCAACACUUUUUCAGGAUGACCUGUUUCCUCCCACCCGUGUUCUAUGGGAACCCAUGUGCUCCGGAGAAACAUGGUUUCAGGGAAAAGAAAUUGAACUCAGAUGGGUCUCUCUUCAACCAGAGGGCAUGCAGGCGCUUUCAGGUAACCCUGUGAGGAUAGUUGAAAACAGGACUAGGAUCUCGAGGGAGGAGAAGAUUAAUGUCAACAACAUGUCGAAGGAUCAGGCGCAGGAGCUCACCAAGGACAUUGUCAAG